UCACUCUCUAAGCUCUCAGCCAUGGCCGCCGAGAAGCUCAGAGAUUUGAGCCAGCCGAUUGAUGUGCCCUUGCUUGACGCCACCGUCGCCGCCUUCUAUGGCACCGGAUCUAAAGAAGAGAGAAGUGCUGCUGAUCAGAUUUUGCGCGACUUGCAAAACAAUCCCGAUAUGUGGCUUCAAGUAAUGCAUAUUUUGCAGAACACUCAAAAUCUCAACACAAAGUUCUUCGCCUUGCAGGUUCUAGAAGGUGUAAUUAAGUAUAGAUGGAAUGCACUACCUGUCGAGCAGCGAGACGGAAUGAAAAAUUUCAUCUCUGAUGUUAUUGUACAGCUUUCUAGCAAUGAUGCAUCAUUUCGGACUGAAAGGUUGUAUGUCAACAAACUCAAUAUCAUAUUAGUCCAGAUUUUGAAGCACGAUUGGCCAACAAGAUGGGAGAAGUUUAUUCCUGACCUUGUCGCAGCGGCAAAAACUAGUGAAACAAUUUGUGAGAAUUGUAUGGCUAUAUUGAAACUUUUGAGUGAAGAGGUUUUUGAUUUUUCAAGAGGAGAGAUGACUCAGCAGAAGAUUAAGGAGCUUAAGCAAUCAUUGAACAGUGAAUUUCAACUCAUACAUGAGUUAUGCUUAUAUGUGUUAUCAGCAUCGCAGAGGACUGAGCUCAUACGUGCCACUCUCUCUACUUUGCAUGCCUUCUUAUCCUGGAUUCCCCUGGGUUAUAUAUUUGAAUCAACAUUGCUUGAGACACUCCUUAAGUUUUUCCCAAUUACAGCAUAUAGGAAUUUGACAUUGCAAUGUUUGACAGAGGUAGCAUCCCUUCAAUUUGGAAAUUACUAUGAUGUGCAGUAUGUGAAGAUGUAUAGUAUAUUUGUGGUCCAAUUGCAGGGCAUACUUCCACUUACUACAAAUAUACCUGAGGCAUAUGCACAUGGCUCAAGUGAGGAACAAGCAUUUAUUCAAAAUUUGGCACUGUUCUUCACAUCAUUCUUCAAGGUUCACAUUCGCAUCCUUGAAACCACCCAAGAGAACAUAUCUGCUUUACUGCUGGGCCUAGAGUAUCUUAUCAACAUUUCAUAUGUGGACGAUACCGAGGUCUUUAAGGUCUGUCUGGACUACUGGAAUUGCUUGGUAUCGGAGCUGUUUGAGCCUCACCGUAGUUUGGAUAAUCCUGCUGCUUCUGCAAAUCUGAUGGGACUUCAGGUUCCAUCAAUGCACCCUGGUAUGGUUGAUGGGCAUGGUUCGCAGCUUCUUCAGCGGCGUCAGCUUUAUGCUGGCCCCAUGUCAAAGUUGAGAUUGCUUAUGAUAUGCCGUAUGGCAAAGCCUGAAGAAGUUCUCAUAGUUGAAGAUGAAAAUGGGAAUAUAGUUCGAGAAACCUUGAAGGACAAUGAUGUUCUUGUUCAAUAUAAGAUUAUGAGGGAGACUCUUAUUUACUUAUCACAUCUUGACCAUGACGAUACUGAAAAACAGAUGCUGAGGAAAUUAAGUAAACAAUUGAGUGGUGAGGAUUGGUCGUGGAACAAUUUGAACACAUUGUGUUGGGCAAUAGGAUCUAUAUCUGGUUCCAUGAUGGAGGAACAGGAAAACAGAUUUUUGGUUAUGGUCAUUCGUGAUUUAUUGAAUCUAUGUGAAAUCACAAAGGGAAAAGAUAACAAAGCUGUUAUUGCAAGUAAUAUCAUGUAUGUUGUCGGGCAAUAUCCACGAUUUCUAAGAGCUCAUUGGAAGUUCCUUAAAACUGUUGUUAAUAAAUUGUUUGAGUUUAUGCAUGAGACUCACCCUGGAGUUCAGGAUAUGGCCUGUGAUACAUUCCUGAAAAUUGUCCAGAAGUGCAAGCGUAAAUUUGUGAUCACCCAGGUUGGGGAAAAUGAGCCAUUUGUAUCCGAACUGUUAUCAGGCCUUGCAACCACAAUUGCAGAUCUAGAGAAUCUGUAUGUCUUCGAUCUUAAGUUCAUUUUUAUUUAGUUAGUCGGUCACAUGAUUCAAGCAGAGUCUGAUACACAUAAGAGAGAUGAAUAUCUUCAACGAUUGAUGGAACUCCCAAAUCAUAAAUGGAUGGAAAUUAUAGGGCAGGCACAUCAAAAUGUGGACUUCUUGAAGGAUCAAGAUGUAAUCCGUACCGUGCUUAAUAUAUUGCAGACGAAUACAAGUGUUGCAUCUUCUUUAGGGACAUAUUUUCUCCCCCAAAUUACAUUGAUAUUUUUGGACAUGCUGAAUGUAUACAGGAUGUACAGUGAGCUUAUUUCUAAAAGUAUUUCAGAAGGAGGUCCAUUUGCAUCAAGAACAUCUUAUGUGAAACUAUUACGUUCGGUUAAGAGGGAGACACUUAAGCUUAUUGAGACAUUCUUGGAUAAGGCUGAAGAUCAACCACAAAUCGGGAAACAAUUUGUGCCACCAAUGAUGGAUCCUGUUCUUGGAGAUUAUGCUAGGAAUGUUCCUGAUGCAAGAGAAUCGGAGGUUUUGUCCCUUUUUGCCACAAUUGUAAACAAGUAUAAAGCUGCAAUGAUUGAUGAUGUACCUCGCAUAUUUGAAGCUGUUUUCCAGUGCACACUUGAGAUGAUUACUAAAAACUUUGAAGAUUACCCAGAGCAUCGGCUCAAGUUCUUCUCAUUGCUUCGUGCCAUAGCUACUCAUUGUUUUCCUGCAUUAAUCCACCUAUCAAGUCAGCAACUGAAGCUUGUCAUGGAUUCGAUUAUAUGGGCUUUCCGGCAUACUGAAAGGAAUAUUGCUGAAACUGGGUUGAACUUGUUAUUGGAGAUGCUGAAGAAGUUUCAGGGCUCAGAGUUCUGUAAUCAGUUUUAUCGGACCUACUUUUUGACAAUUGAGCAAGAGAUAUUUGCCGUCUUGACAGACACCUUCCAUAAGCCAGGGUUCAAAUUACAUGUGUUGGUGCUUCAGCAUUUGUUCUGUCUGCUGGAAACGGGGGUUAUUACCGAGCCUCUUUGGGAUGCUGCAACAAAUCCCUUGCCAUACUCGAGUAAUGCAGUAUUUGUACGUGAGUUUACUAUAAAACUUCUAAGCACUUCAUUUCCCAACAUGACAUCAGCAGAGGUUACGCAAUUUGUAACUGGACUCUUUGAGUCUACAAAGGAUCUUUCAACAUUUAAGACUCACAUACGAGACUUUCUUGUACAGUCAAAGGAAUUUUCAGCUCAGGAUAACAAGGAUCUGUAUGCUGAAGAGGCUGCAGCUCAGAGAGAGAGAGAGCGACAAAGAAUGCUUUCUAUUCCGGGGCUUAUUGCCCCGAGCGAAUUGCAAGAUGAAAUGGUGGAUUCAUAGAUAGGCUAAACAGCGGGGAGUUAACUCCAUGGUCACCUUAACUUGUUCAGCAGAUGCAUUGGUUUUACCAGAGUACAAGAUACUGAGAAAUGAUGCAGCCUUUUUCCUCCAAUUUUAGUUUUUUUCCCCACGUCCCAAUGCUUAAUGUUUGGGGCUGGUUUGGCAAAGGUUUCUCUGGUUGUCGGAGUUUUGGCUAGCUGGCUGGGUGGGGAUACUAUUGCCAUGUCAUUUGGGUGAGUGUAGAGUAUUUAGUUGCUAAUUGAGGUUGAUGAUUAAGGGAUUCAGUGAAAAAUUCAUCAUUUAUAUAUAGAAUCUCAGGAUGGAAAGAAGACUAUGACUCCUUAGGUGUGCUAACCUCUGGCGGUUUGUGCAGAAACCCCUUGUGGUUUGAUAUUUUGUAUUUUUUCACCAAUUAAUUCUUAGGGAUAUUGAUGGACCAUGAGUGCUCUGCUCUUAAUAUAUGGUUUCAUGAUACUAUUAUUGUGUUAUAA
Arachis duranensis is the source of this 3758-nucleotide messenger RNA. RefSeq names its product protein EXPORTIN 1A. Gene Ontology annotation, biological process: protein export from nucleus; ribosomal large subunit export from nucleus; ribosomal small subunit export from nucleus. Lineage: Eukaryota; Viridiplantae; Streptophyta; Magnoliopsida; Fabales; Fabaceae. The transcript is spliced from 32 exons. The record is from RefSeq and is a predicted model, not a curated record. Gene Ontology annotation, molecular function: small GTPase binding; nuclear export signal receptor activity. Gene Ontology annotation, cellular component: cytoplasm; nucleus.